Messenger RNA from Lampris incognitus (smalleye Pacific opah), 1578 nucleotides. RefSeq names its product leucine rich repeat transmembrane neuronal 1 (gene lrrtm1). The transcript has a single exon. NCBI's taxonomy places the organism in Eukaryota, Metazoa, Chordata, Actinopteri, Lampriformes, Lampridae. Gene Ontology annotation, molecular function: protein binding. The coding region runs from base 1 to 1578 and encodes 525 amino acids. The record is from RefSeq and is a predicted model, not a curated record.
AUGCUGAUGGAUUUCCUUCUAAUUGGUCUAUAUUUCAAGUGGACACUAAGAAAGCCCCCAGGGUUGAUACUGUGUUCACUGGGCAUUUUUCUGAGAACGGUUCCAUUGGCAGAGGGGGUUUGUCCAAGGUUGUGCCGCUGCGACAGCAAGCUGCUGUAUUGCGAGGGGCUCAACCUCACAGACAUCCCUCGCAACCUAAGCAGCGCCAUGGGCCUGUCUAUGAGAGAGAACAACUUGACGGAGUUGCGUGAAGGCCAUUUUGUAGGCCUAUCACAACUCACCUGGCUCUACUUAGAUCAUAACAAUAUUGACAUAGUAGAGGAAGGAGCCUUUGACAGGCUAAGGCGUGUCAAGGAGUUGGACCUCAGCAGCAACCAUAUUGAGAGUUUGCCCAAUGGUACCUUCAAGCCCCUCCCAAACUUGCGUAUCCUGGACCUAUCCUACAACAGGCUGCAGGCAUUAGAGCCUGACUUGUUCCAUGGCCUUAGAAAGCUCACCAAUUUACAUUUGCGCUACAACACUCUCAAAUUUGUGCCAGUGAGGAUCUUUCAGGACUGCCGGAGCAUGCAGUUUCUGGACCUCGGGUACAACCAACUGCAGAGCCUGGCACGAAACUCCUUUGCUGGACUUUUCAAGCUGACAGAGCUGCAUCUGGAGCACAAUGAACUGGUUAAAGUGAAUCUGGCCCAUUUCCCCCGCCUCAUCUCCCUGCGUACAUUGUAUAUGCACAACAAUCAUGCCACAAUUGUAGUGAAUACCUUGGACUGGACCUGGCAUUUUUUGGAGAAGAUUGACCUCUCAGCCAAUGAAAUUGAGUACAUUGAGCCACAUGUGUUUGAGAGUGCACCCAACCUUAAGGUGCUGAUGCUAGACUCUAAUCGGCUAACUGCCUUGGACCAACGCAUCAUGGACUCAUGGUCAUCCCUGGAUAGCAUCACCCUGGCAGGGAAUGAGUGGGAGUGCAGCCGCAAUGUGUGUGCCUUGGCCUCCUGGCUCAGCGCCUUUCGAGGCCAGCGUGACAGUUCACUACUGUGCUCAAGUCCAGACAUUGCACAAGGUGAGGAUGUGUUGGAUGCUGUCUACGCUUUUCAACUAUGUGAAGAUCCCCCAAUGGAGGUAACUACGGCAGGCCUGUAUGCCUCCACCAGGGACCGGGCUCAGGGUGGCUCUGUAUUCCUGGGCCCAUUUACACCCAAUCCCUACGAGGGUGAGGGCGGAGAGGUGGUCACUGGCUCAUUCACGGUCACCAUGGGCCACGAUGACCUGGAGAGCACCAUGCAGAUUCACAAGGUGGUGACUGGCACCAUGGCACUCAUCUUCUCCUUUCUAAUUGUAGUUCUCAUGCUCUAUGUUGCCUGGAAGUGUUUUCCGGCCGGAAUAAGGCAACUGAGGCAGUGCUUCAGCAGCCAGCGUCGCAAGCAAAAGCAGAAGCAAAGCAUGCAGCAGAUGGCUGCUAUUUCUGCACCAGAAUACUAUGUUGACUAUAAACCUAACCACAUCGAAGGAGCCUUGGUAAUCAUCAAUGAAUAUGGCUCCUGCACUUGUCAACAGCAACCUUCUCGAGAAUGUGAGGUGUGA